UCCACCAUUCAUGUCUUCUCCUUCCAAGCUCACAACUCCUCUUUCUUCCUCCACAUAUAUAUUCCAUCUUCUCCUUUUUUGUCCUUCAAAAUGAAAUCCUUAACCGCAGCGAGCUGCAUGCUUUUCGUUUCCUCUCUUCUACUUGUGGUUCCUUGUCCUAUGGGCCAAGCAGAACCCGAUGGAAGAGGCAAGCUUCUGGAGCAUUGUGGUUUCACCGCCAUCUACUGUUUCGGAGACUCCAUGUACGAUAGCGGGAACGCCCUGGCCGAGUCCCCUCAGGGGCCCAUGGGUAAAUUCCCUUACGGCGUCACCAUCCAUCGUGCUACCGGUCGCUUCACCGAUGGCUAUACCAUUAUCGACCGCAUAGCCGAGGCGGCCGGGGUUCCUCCCUUGAACCCGUAUUUGAAGAGAAAUAUGGAUCACUCGAAAGGAACCAACUUCGCGGUGGGAGGAGUGGGGCUUUUGUCCAAGGAAGCCCGAGCCAAAUGGCACGUCAAGUUGCCCUUCUCCAAUAGCAGCGUGGACAUCCAGCUCAAGUGGUUCGACCGGCACCUCAACCAGGCCUACAGAAAUCAAACCGCAGCUCGUCGGGAACACGUGGAAUCAUCACUGUUCGUUCUUGGUGGAGCCGGCAACGACUACCUGAAUAUGAACCUCAGCUUCAGCUCUCUCCCUCGGGACGUCCAAAUGAAGCGGAUCAUGCCCGCUCUCUUGGCAGCUACUCGGGCUUAUGUGAAGACGCUCAUAACUGAGUAUGGAGCCAGGAAGGUGGUCGUGCCCGGAAUCCUGAAAGCUGGAUGCAGGGUGAGUACUGGAGGCUUCUUCCAUGCCACCCAAGUUCAGUGCGACGAAACCCUAAUUUCGGUCGCCGCGCUUCACAACCGGCUGCUUAAACGGGAGCUCGAGAGGCUACGGAUUAAGUUCCCCGACGUGGAAAUUGUUUACGGGGACAUGUGGAGGGCAACGCAGUGGCUUUUCGACCAUUUCGGUUCAGCAGGGAUCCACCAUCCCAACGGCAGAUGCUGCGGGAAUUCUUCCAUUGGGUGUGGGAUGCCUGGGGCACCAUACUGCGGAAACCCUAGCGAUUAUAUAGAUUGGGAUGGCACCCAUUUCACGGACCAUGCUUACCGGCUAAUGUCCGACUUUCUGAUUCCCCAAUUGGCUUCUGGACUUGGAUGUCGCGCUGCUGCCAACAAUGUUCGUUCCCAAGGGUGAUCAAGAAGAAUUUUCUCUUUUAUGCCAUCUUGGUGAAAAGAAGUUACGUUGAUGCACUAUAAAAGAUGUAUAAUGGUAGAGAAGAUAUAUAGCGUGCUUCUUCAUUUAUUUUCUGCGUGUUGGCUUUGCCAUUUAGGGGGUGCUACUGAUUGUGACGCGACAUGAUGGUAUUGCAGGAGAAAAGGAGAAUCAAUACCAUAAGUAAAAUGUUAAAUUGACCAAUUAUAUUCAGUCCACUAAUUACCCCGAAAGCUUCUAUGCCUCUUUGUUUGCUUAAGCUGUCGCCGAACACAUAAAUAAACAGCUC
Linum tenue is the source of this 1522-nucleotide messenger RNA. Lineage: Eukaryota; Viridiplantae; Streptophyta; Magnoliopsida; Malpighiales; Linaceae. The record is from the annotation of a GenBank genome assembly.